AUGCGUUACACAGCCUUCCUCACCGUCGCUGCAUUCUCCAGCAUUGCCUUGGCUUCGUCAGUCAAGCUCCGUCGCCAGGAUGAUGUCGCUUCCAUCCUCGCUGCUCUCGCAGCCAACAACCCUGACGAUGCAGCUGCCGCCCAGCAAGCCGUUAACGGCGCACAGAAGCGUGCUCCUCAGGAUGAUAUUAACAGCAUCCUUGCUGCCCUCGCAGCCAACAACCCUGAUGACGCUGCUGCUGCCCAGCAACUCGCCUCUUCUCCGAUGCACAAACGCGAGCCCUAUGUCGUUCCUAACUCGAAAGCUGUAGAGCCUCUCUUGGGCAAGCGCCAGGACGACAUUAACAGCAUCCUUGCCGCCCUUGCGGCCAACAACCCCGACGAUGCAGCUGCCGCUCAGCAACUUGCCUCCAAGCCAGUGAACAAGCGUCAAGACGACAUUGAGAGCAUCCUUGCUGCUCUUGCAGCCAACAACCCAGAUGAUGCUGCUGCUGCCCGCCAAAGCAUCCAGAAGAGACAGGAUGAUAUCGCAUCUAUCCUUGCGGCUUUGGCACAGAACAACCCCGAUGACGCAAAGGCUGCGCAGUCGCUGGCCAAGCGAUGGAUUGCGUAA
Molecule: messenger RNA, 612 nt
Organism: Bipolaris oryzae ATCC 44560
Lineage: Eukaryota; Fungi; Ascomycota; Dothideomycetes; Pleosporales; Pleosporaceae
Exons: 2
Coding region: 1-612 (203 amino acids)
Source: RefSeq, a predicted model, not a curated record